Messenger RNA from Parnassius mnemosyne (clouded apollo), 3465 nucleotides. The record is from the annotation of a GenBank genome assembly. Lineage: Eukaryota; Metazoa; Arthropoda; Insecta; Lepidoptera; Papilionidae.
CUCUUUGUAGGACAAAAGCGUACCGUUGAAAAAUGUUGUUAAUAAUUCAUAAUUUGCCAAAUAAGGUCUGUUUAUACCGUUUGUCUGUUAUAUUAUCGAAAUUGAAUUUUAAAUUUACGUUUAUAUCCUCAGAUGCGGUAUAGUGAUGUGAAAGCACUUAUUAGGGACAGAUGCGGUUUGACUGAUUUAAUACUCGACAAUCUUACUUAUGUACACCCGGAUAGUUAUAAAGUAACAGUAGGGUUAACUAAUGAAAACGAUGCAGCAAUUAUCUUUAACAACCUUAAUGGACUAGAUUGCUUGGGACAAAAAUUAUAUGUAGAAGAUUUGCGAAAAAAGAAGCAAUCUUCCAAAAGUCUUGAUUAUACUGGAGGAAACCAAAUGCAACAAAAAGAACAGGGUAAUAAUAUCAGAGGAGUUCAAAAAAACAUUUCUAGAACACAACCUAUGCCAACAAAGUCGUUCUAUGGCCCAAUGAAUGCCUACAGCAGCCCAUUGCAAUCUAUCCAAGCAAGUGCUUAUCAAUAUCUAGAAGGAGUUUCUCAAAAACCCUAUAGUAUGGCGAUGAAUACACAGACUCCAGCUUCAUACGACGCAGGUGUGGGUGGCAAGUAUGGUGCUUCUAGUACAACUAUAAUACUGAAUACCAAUACUCCAUCUUACAAUGUUUCACCUAGUUUCGGUAAUGAUGGUGACCAACAAGGGCUUUAUAACUCGAACGAUUCCCAAUCCAAUUUCAUUUCUUACUCCGCUAAAAAGCCAUUUUAUCAAUCUUACAACGUAAAUCAAGACAGUUCAAGAUAUUUUCAAAAGAAAAAUGAUGAGCCACAUACAUCAGACAAUCGUCAAAGCUUGGACAUGCAUACUCGUGACACCAGCGAUCGCAGCAAACGAAUGCCGUCUAUAAGGAACGAACGGGAGACGUACGAGUCUCACAAUCGUUCCAAUACUUUGAUUGGAAGACAAUUUGACGAUUGGAACCGUUCUGAUGAUUUUUCUAAACAUUCGGAUAGUUUUAUUAGCUAUCCUAGUUAUAGAAAUAAUAAAAGCAGGGACAAUUAUAGUGACACAAAUCAAAGACAGGUUGGAGAUGUUUUUUCUAGACACUCGGAUAAUCGCAAUAGCUAUCCUAGUGAUAGAAAUAAUAAACCCAGAGACAAUUAUGGUGACAGAAAUCAAAGACAGGUUGGAGAUGUAUUUUCUAGACACUCUGAUAAUCGGAAUAACUAUCCUAGUGAUAGAAAUAAUAAACCCAGAGACAAUUAUGGUGACAGAAAUCAAAGACAGGUUUCUAAUUACAAGGAAGGAGUGGGUGGCAAUGUCGUGGGUAAGAACUAUUCACAACAUUCAAAUAGUGCUUAUACAGGUGGUGACUUUAAUCGUCCCAAUAACCUGAAUCCUAGUGAGACUGAUAAUAAUUCCUUUUUUAAUCAGAGUAACUUAAGAGGCAAAAACGAAUUUGCCCAAUCGUACAAAGCAGGCCCCAGAGGUAUCGCAUCUGACCAAGGCUUCAGAACCCGUAAUGUCGAAAUAAAUAAAAAACAAAACCAACAACAGUUUCCUUAUAGUCGAGGGAAUGAUUUUAAGGAAUCACGUAAAGCGAUGAAUGCGCAACCACCGCAGUAUCAAAAAAAUAAGGUGGCUCUUGAGGCGCCUAAUACAGAUUUAAUGUCUAAAAAGAAAAAUAAAUCGGCUCUCACCCCGGAUGAACUGAGUGAAAAACACAGGGAUCAAAGUUGGCGUGGUCAAGCUGUCGCUGCUAUAGCAAAAAGAUUAUUAAUGAAAUAUGGUAAAACACGUUUCUUCGCUAAGCAGCCGAAGUUCAUACAUUAUUUGAAGCCUUAUAUCAAGACUCGAGUUAAUGAGAUAUUGGGCAAGAGAGUGGCUGUGCAUUUCGAGCAAAUUAUAGAUGAAUAUAAUCAAAGAUAUCCUCUGAAUACCCAACAAGCUUUUCUAAAUGACAUAAAAAAGCAGUUUCAAAGGCAAGGACAUCAAGUACACGUUAGUGGAGGUGUUGUUAAAGCAUCAGGAAGUGCAACUGUUGUAAAUAAAGGCAUUAAGCGCGCUGCAAACGAUGACGGAAACUUAAAUCCAGCAAAGAUAUCUAAAAAGCAAUCAGAAUCACAUCCUUCUAAUGUACCACUGAAACAACCGCUUUCUACUUCAGAGCGACUUCCUAAAUAUCCGGGUGGUGAUAAAAAGGAACAUAACAAACUCAAACGUAUGAUGAAGUUUGGCCAAGUAGAUAUUGGGGACGUUUUCAAAAUGGAUCCUCAGUUGAAGAAAGUGCGUGACGAUGAGAUUGAUGCACUAUGUAACUUGUUCCUUGACGAAUGUAAGAAACCCGCAAACCAAAAUGAAGCAAAGGUCUGCAAACGUAUAAUGAAUGGUGUGGAAACUUUGAGAAACGAACUAAGAAUAAGCAUCACCAAGCGUGUUCUGAAUAUCACACAGAACAUCCCAUUACGGAUAUACACAAACCAAAAAAUAAAAUCAGUUGAGAUAGACAAUCACCUUAAGAAGUUGGGAAUUGUUAGUCUUAGGAAAGCUAGAGGCAGAAAAUUGUAUAUAGGCAUGUGUACUUCCUUUAACACACAUGACAAACUUUGCGAUAUGGGGAGAUUGGAAAUAGGUGGCGUCACUUUAUUAUUCCGACCAAUGAACAGCGGCGGUAAGAAGGUAAAAGGUAACAUAGAAAAUGACGGUAAUAAAAAAGGCGCUGGUGAUUUUGAUCAAGAUAAUACAGAUGAUAUUGAAGAUUUUGGUGAUGAGGAUAUUGGUUACGAUGAGGACGAUUACGACGAGGAGCAUAGUGAUGAUAACGAUGUUAUCGAACUGCAAAGCGAUGAUAAUAAUGAUGUUGAAAUAAUAGACGAUAAGCCCGCCGUCAUAUGCGUUGAUGACGAUAAAACAAAUGUUGAAAACAAAAACACUGAUGGGGCUAAAAGUGAAAUAUCACAGACUAAGGAUGAAACGUCUAAAUCAGAAAAAAUAUCCGUAAUUAAUGUAAUAAAUAACUCCGAUAAAGCCAAUGAUAACAAAAUACAGAAAUCUGAAACUGAAAAUCUCCUUAAGGAUAUUCAAACAUUGGCAGAUUGCAUUAGCAAUGAAGAAAAUGUGAACGGUGUUAAUGUAAAUACAGAUAACAACUCUACAGAAAAAACUAACGAUAACCCUAUUGCAGUAGAUGUAGAAGAAACUAAAGCAAACUAUGAAGACUUCGAUAUUGAUGUCACAAAUAUCACACAAGAUGAUUUAGAAGAUUUUUGAUUGCUCUAAAAAUAGUGAUGACAAUUUAAUUAUUACAGAUUACUUAUAGAUUUUCUCUUUGUCUUUGUAGUUUUUGCGUAAAAACUAAUAAUUAAGCUUAAAAUACAUAUUAUAGUUAUUAGUGCAAAUUAAUUGCAAAUUAAGAUUUUUUUGCAUUCUGCAAUAUAUAAAAAUUAAAAUAAAGUAUUACCUCUU